This is a messenger RNA of Quercus robur (English oak), 2202 nucleotides long. RefSeq names its product methylenetetrahydrofolate reductase 2-like. Gene Ontology annotation, cellular component: cytosol. Gene Ontology annotation, molecular function: methylenetetrahydrofolate reductase [NAD(P)H] activity; FAD binding. The transcript is spliced from 11 exons. The record is from RefSeq and is a predicted model, not a curated record. The coding region runs from base 231 to 2012 and encodes 593 amino acids. NCBI's taxonomy places the organism in Eukaryota, Viridiplantae, Streptophyta, Magnoliopsida, Fagales, Fagaceae. Gene Ontology annotation, biological process: tetrahydrofolate interconversion.
CGCGGGGUUGUUGAGCUGAGAGUUUUGUAAUUGUGGGGUUUCUCUCUCUAUAAAAUGGGAACAGACAAUCAAUCUCUCUGUGUGUCCUUUUUCUCACUCCUCUCUAAUCUCUAAUUUCUUUCUUACUUAUAAUAGAGAGAAAUUUAAUCUAAUUCAUCAUCUUUAUUAUUUUUAUUUUUAUUAGUAGAGUGUCGGUGGUGAUUUCACAGAUCUGAGUGUGAGUGGGAAAAAUGAAGGUAAUAGAGAAGAUCCGGGAGGCAGGGGAAGAAAAAGUGGUGUUCUCGUUCGAGUUCUUCCCUCCCAAAACUGAAGAUGCAGUGGACAACCUGUUCGAGAGGAUGGAGCGUAUGGUGGCUCACAACCCCACAUUCUGCGACAUCACUUGGGGAGCCGGUGGUUCCACCGCCGAUCUCACUCUCGACAUCGCCAACAGGAUGCAGAACAUGAUCUGCGUCGAGUCCAUGAUGCAUCUCACCUGCACCAACAUGCCUGUGGAGAAGAUCGAUCACGCUCUUCAAACCAUCAAGGUUAAUGGUCUCCAGAACGUCCUCGCUCUCCGUGGUGAUCCUCCUAAAGGCCAGGACAAGUUUGUUCAGAUCGAGGGUGGCUUUGCUUGUGCUCUUGAUCUCGUGAAACAUAUCAGAGCCCAAUAUGGUGACUACUUUGGCAUUACCGUUGCUGGUUAUCCAGAGGCACAUCCCGAUGCGAUCGGAGAAAAUGGGUUGGCUACACUCGAAGCUUAUCACAAGGAUCUUGUUUAUCUCAAGCAGAAGGUGGAUGCCGGAGCAGAUGUAAUCAUCACACAAUUGUUUUAUGACACUGACAUUUACCUCAAAUUUGUGAAUGAUUGUCGCCAAAUUGGAAUUACUUGCCCCAUUGUUCCUGGAAUUAUGCCUAUUAAUAACUACAAGGGCUUCAUUCGCAUGACUGGUUUUUGCAAAACUAAGAUACCUGCUGAAAUUAUGGCCGCCUUGGAGCCUAUCAAGGACAAUGAAGAAGCUGUCAAAGCCUAUGGAAUUCAUCUUGGAACUGAAAUGUGCAAGAAGAUUUUAGCUCAUGGGAUUAAGACAGUGCAUCUUUAUACCCUAAACAUGGAGAAGUCAGCAUUAGCUAUAUUAAUGAAUCUUGGUCUGAUUGAAGAGACCAAAAUUUCAAGGUCCCUGCCUUGGAGACGCCCGACUAAUGUUUUCCGUGUGAAGGAAGACGUUCGUCCAAUUUUCUGGGCUAAUCGUCCAAAGAGCUACAUAUCAAGGACUAUAGGCUGGGACCAGUACCCACAUGGGCGGUGGGGUGAUUCUUGCAAUCCAUCAUAUGGAGCAUUAAGUGACUAUCAGUUCAUGCGGCCACGAGCACGUGACAAGAAACUUCUUGAAGAAUGGGCUACACCCUUGACAAAUGUUGAUGAUAUUCAGGAGAAAUUUAAGAAAUACUGCCUUGGAAAAUUGAGAAGCAGUCCAUGGUCAGAGUUAGAUGGGCUUCAGCCAGAGACACGAAUCAUAAAUGAGCAGCUGGGGAAGAUUAAUAUAAAGGGAUUCCUCACUGUCAAUAGCCAACCAGCAGUCAAUGGGGAAAAAUCUGAUUCCCCAUCUGUUGGAUGGGGUGGACCUGGAGGGUAUGUUUAUCAGAAGGCAUAUGUAGAGUUUUUCUGUUCCAGGGAGAAGUUGGAUGCACUUGUUGCCAAAAGCAAGGCUUUCCCAUCUCUAACCUACAUGGCUGUGAACAAAGAAGGGAAUUGGAUAUCCAAUGUCCACCAAACUGCUGUGAAUGCUGUGACAUGGGGAGUCUUCCCUGCAAAGGAGAUAAUCCAACCAACUGUUGUGGAUCCUACCAGCUUUAUGGUGUGGAAGGAUGAGGCCUUUGAAAUCUGGUCAAGGGGGUGGGCUUCCUUGUUCCCAGAGGGUGAUCCAUCCAGAAAACUGCUUGAAGAGGUCCAGAGCAGCUAUUACUUGGUCAGCUUGGUGGAUAACGAUUACAUCCAUGGUGAUCUUUUUGCUGUUUUUGCAGAUUUCUGAGAUGAACUGUGAUCUCGGUCUCUCUUUAAUUCUGGGUUCAAGGUGGUUUAUAUAAUUGUUGUUGGAAUGUGUCAAUUUAUAAUCUUAUUGGUUUGUAUUAAUAAUUCAUUGGGAUUUUGAUAACUCCCCCCUCCUUCAUGAUGCAAAUUUUAUAUUUGGAAUAACAAGUAAUCGCGGUUAGGUAAUAGAA